Messenger RNA from Menidia menidia (Atlantic silverside), 1569 nucleotides. The record is from the annotation of a GenBank genome assembly. Lineage: Eukaryota; Metazoa; Chordata; Actinopteri; Atheriniformes; Atherinopsidae.
AUGGAGGCUAUUGGGGAUACUUUGAAGUGUCCCGUUUGCCAGGAUUUCUUCACUGAACCUGUGAAACUCCAGUGCGGACAUGACUUCUGCCUCACUUGCAUCCAGGCUGUUUGGGAAACAGAUGUGUCUCCUGAGGGCCCUUUCUUCUGUCCAGAGUGUCAGAUACUCCUCCCCACUGACCCCACUCUGGAGAUAAACACUGACCUGCAGACUAAGGUGAAGGACUUCACCACAAAGGGAAAGUCAGCAGCAUCCGAGUCGCAGCCGACAGCUCCAACCAGCGCGACAAAAUCCCCUCCGACCGUUUGCUGUGACCACUGCAUCGAGAGGCCGUCGGUGGCGGUGAAGACCUGCUUGACCUGCGACGCCUCGCUGUGCCAGGCUCACGCCCUGCUGCACCAGCAGAGGUCCGUUCUGAGGGAGCACACGCUGGUGGAGGUCACCAAAGACCCGUUGUCACUGAAGUGCAGGGAGCACCGGGACGAGCUCAAGCUCUUCUGUCUGGAAGAUAAGGUACCUGUGUGCUGCUUGUGUGUCCUGGUCGGCGUGCACAAGCACCACAAGGUGUCCCAGCUGCACGAAGCCAGUGCAGACAUCAAGAGUACAUUGGAAGCUACUAUGAAUCAUCUGCUGAAGAGGAGAGGUGAAGCAGAGCACGCUAUCAAGGACUUGGAAGCUCUAUACUCCCAAACUGUGGAGUCUGCAGCAGAUUACAGAGAGAGACUCUCAGAUAAAUACAGCAGGAUCCGUGUUGUGCUGGAUGCAGAUGAGCGUCUGAUGAUGCAGAUCAUAGAUGCAGAGGAGACUUAUAUGACAGAGUGGCUGGAGGCUCAGAGGGGCAUUAUUGAAUAUCAGAUCAAAGAAAUAGACGGGCUCAGAGCCUCCAACAAAACGCUUCUCCAGGAAAAAAAUGAUCUUCAUUUCCUACAGAAGCUGCGAACAGUUGAGAGGCUGGUGGAUGACCUGUCCCUAGCUCUGUCCCAACAUUUUCCACGAAUGUGGUCGUAUCUAUGUUCACCUGUUUUAGACUGUAAAACAGCCCACCCAAAACUGGAAAUAUCCCAAGACAUAAAGCAGGUGUACUGGAGACGUCAACCUGUCGAUGAAGGACCCAGCCUACAGCCUUAUGACUCCCAGUACAGUGUCCUGGCUAAGGAGAGUUUUACAAGUGGCCAGCAUUACUGGGAGGUCAUCGUUCAGGACAAACCCUUCUGGAUGAUAGGCGUGACCACUGGCUCUGUAAGUAAGAAAGACAGCCCGACCGAGAGGUGGCCCGGCCUGGCCGUGAACAGCACUUCUUGGUGCAUCUACCACGGAGAUGGACAGUACGUUGCAUGUAAUGACACACAGGAGAAACAACUGUCGGUUGCAAAGCGAGUCAAGAAGCUGGGCAUACUGAUAAAUAUCCAGAAGGGGGAGCUGUCCUUCUACAAUGCUGAUGCUAUGGCACUGCUUCACUGUUUCUGUGUGGAGUGCACAGAGCCACUUUACCCCAUGUUUAACCCGUGCAUUGACAUCAACGGAGCAAACAGGCAGCCUCUUACUUUGUAUUGGAUUAAAGACCUCUAG